AUGUCUGGGUCUGGGAGAUCGCGAGACUUGUCAUGCUACUCUGGCAUGACACUGGAAUCUGUGUUGCGUAGCCGCAUAGAGCUCCUCUUCCUUGUCAUGCAAAAACGCAGUUUCUCAUGCGGAGGACGCAAUUCAGAACCACGAAAAAACUUGUCAUGCUUGGCAGCGCAUUACAGCGUGCUCGCUAUUCCUUUCCUUGCAUCACAAGUUUCAAGACCCAGACAUAUUUGCAAUGCAUAA
Amoebophrya sp. A120 is the source of this 240-nucleotide messenger RNA. The record is from the annotation of a GenBank genome assembly. Lineage: Eukaryota; Dinophyceae; Syndiniales; Amoebophryaceae.